Molecule: messenger RNA, 4734 nt
Organism: Penicillium paradoxum
Lineage: Eukaryota; Fungi; Ascomycota; Eurotiomycetes; Eurotiales; Aspergillaceae
Product: putative Rho guanyl nucleotide exchange factor
Exons: 3
Coding region: 1-4734 (1577 amino acids)
Molecular function (GO): guanyl-nucleotide exchange factor activity
Source: RefSeq, a predicted model, not a curated record
AUGGCAACCAUUCCACCUCCGCCCGCGAGCCUUACACUGGCAGACCUGCCUCUCGAACAACUCAGCCUUUACCAUGUCGUCGACUCGUGUUUAGCAUCGAUCUUCGUGUUCUAUGGUGCUGUCUCCACAGCCAACGCCACUGUGAGCAGCUCACGCAUCCAGGCUCAUAUAUUCACACCAGCCGGGUUUCACAGUUAUCCUCGAAUUACGGUCUCUCCGGCUGCCCCUGUGUAUGCAGCAGUCAAUCAUCUGCCCCGCGAAAAACAAGGCGAUGAGGUGUGUCGCGGACUUGCAGUAAGCAUGCUGAGGUACUUUGCCGAGUUGUCUGACCCGGUCAAGCACCGCCUGACGGGGGUGGCUCGUAUUGGGAAACCGGGAGGAAGGACCCCCAAGAUGUUCGAUGAAAUGCAUGCUGCGGAUCUCGCCAAUCGUAUGGUAAAGGUGGAUGACUCGUCGGAAAUCAUUCAUGACAUUCGGAGCGCAUACCAAGAGCGUAAGGUGCCGUGGAUUGACAUCGAUGUGGUGCUUCCUGCCGGCACUAUACAACCAUUCCAUCGACGGGAGAGUGCGGGAUCAGACCUUGAGGAAAGCCAGAGCCCCCAGUACGGACCUUAUACACCUCUAAUAGAGGCUUUGGGAGAUCCUAUGUUUUUGCCAACAUCUCGACUGAAACGUGCGCCUUCUCAGCCUACCAAUGUCAGCAAAUCUCGACUGUUUGCAAGAAGUCAAAAAGAAGCCCUUCGUCUCACCAUGUGUGAACUGGUCGACACUGAGGAGAGGUAUGUCGCUAAAUUAUAUUCCCUUGUUCAUGAAGUGGCCGAAGAAUUCCGACAAAACGCUAUGGGCAGAGGGCCAUCAAGUAACAGCCCCGACGAGGCGGCCUUGGCGGCACUAUUCCCACCAUGUUUGAAUGAAAUUCUGGAAGUCAAUCUAGGGUUUCUCGAUGACAUGCGACAUGUGCUCGAUGAGACAGAGAAAGAUGCCAUCACAGAUAUUGGUCAGGACACAGAACUCCCUGCAAACCAUCGAGGGUUGCCCAGAGAUCGAGCGGAUCCGCUUGGAGCUCUGGCAUUCGCAAAAGCUCUCUUCCAGUGGCUACCGCAAUUUUCUCAGCCAUAUGGAGAUUACAUGCGAGCACACACAGGUUUUGCACAGACCCUGAAUUUUUUCAUGCGAGAUAAGAAUUCCAGCUUCUCGAAGCGAGUAUAUGAGACCGGCGAACAAAAACUGCGCUCUUUGCUGAUGGAACCUGUUCAGCGACUCCCUCGAUACAGUCUGCUGAUCGAUACCAUGACUAGCAACCUGCCAUUGGUUCAUCCCGCGGUGAGAACUUUGUUGAAAGCCCGAGAUAUUGUGAAGGACAUCUGUGCUCUAGAAAACAAUUCACCAUCGAGCCACGUUCAAAGCCUGCGACGCCUGGAGGAGCUUGUCAAUGGAUGGCCAGCGAAGACAUUCCCCGAAGGUCGGCUGAUUACAGCAGUCGAUUUUAACGAGAUUACGUCUCCUUACCGCCUGGAGCCACAGUCAUCUGCCUACACUACAGGGAUCAUGUUGAUUUACAAGAACUGCCUGGUUCUAUUAACAAAGUCCGCUGAAAGCCGGGCCACGGCCCGGGGUGUGCUGGCUGAUAUCGACAACGCAGCAUCAUCAACCAGCGAUAUGUCCACGGUACUGCCACAAUCAGAGCUGCAAGUUGUGCAGGUAUUGGAGUUCCAUCGUGUGCGUUGUAUGCAAUCUACAUGUGGCCGGAUUUUGUUCGUUGUUCCAGUUUCAGCCAAGGCCACGACAUCUGAGACUAGCGGCGGAACGGACCUUAUUGCCUUGGAAUUAGCUACGACUUACGAAGGAAAAGCCAGCCGGUUGGUUGAAGAGAUCUCUAAAGCAAGGAUUGAAGGCCGAUUCCCGGAGAGUGAGAGAGAAGGAGGCAAAUGGACUUUGCGAAGUCCUUCCACUGGUUCUGCAAGUAACGUGGGAAUACUGGCCUGUGUAUGUGAGGACGGGCAAAGCGCUGCGCUCGACCAGGCUCAGGCAUCCCCGAUACGAGUCGUUUUCGAUACCACGAAAGCGACUUGCGGUCAGAUGUUGAAAAGUUCCAAUCUCGAUGUUAUCAUAUCGAUCUCUCCUCCCAACGGAGAUCAAUACCGAUUGGAUAUUGAUUCCGUGGUUGGAUCUGGAUCUACAGACUUGAUCACAGUGGAAACUUUCAUUCCAACACUUUCAAGACGUCUUCAAUAUCUGCUAUCACCGCUAUACAGUGCCCGAAACCCGGCACUGACUGAACCGCUGGUUCACUCCAAUUUCGAGAUCCUUCGGUAUAUUGCCAGCAGCCUGAUGACACAGGUAAAGUCCUCACGAGGGUUCCGGGCACCCUCACCGACUAAAUUGAUCUCAAAUCUGUUGGGAGGAAGUCGUGACAACGGCACCAACUCCAAAGGACCAGGAUCGACCACUCUCACCGGCGAAUUCCCAAAAAUGCUCCCGGUAAGAGGCACAUUGUCAAGAUCGAACACUUUACCUUCGUCAUUCCCAGGAAAAGACAAAGAAAGAGACAAGGACAAGGAUAAAGAUAAGGAGAAGGAGAAAGAGGAAAGCGCAAAUAAAAUUUCAGUCGUUGGAGCUUCGGCAUCAAAAGGAUCGGAUACUCAGUUUGGAUUGCUGGAACAAACCUUUGCGGCAUAUGUGCUCUCUCUGCAGUCUCGGAGUGGAAACAUCCUGGGCCGAAUGCUUCGAGUUAGGGACUAUGUUGACCGAGCGCCGGUCAAUGAGCUCUACAACAUUUUGCUCGAAGACCCCAGCAAAAUUCAAGCGGCGGCUGAAGUGCCAGUUGAUACUCUGUUUGUCGCAUUUGAAACUUUUUUGGCCAAUGCUUGGAGAAGCAGCAUGGGUCCCGUCUUCAGCUCCUCUUCUCUGAAGUGGGUUCAAAGCCAGUUUGAUACCAUGAUUCCACGAGAUUUUGAUGAGCAGUUCAGGAAGUUUCUCACAGAAAUGAGCCCACAGAAUAGACGAGCUUUAGCUGCGAUCAUCCGUCUACUUGCAGAACUACUUGACGCAUCUGGAAAUGACGGAGAUCGCGGUGCUUUGACAAUGGCGUUUGCCGAGGUACUCACAGAAGACGGAGAUCCCAGCCACCACGUCUCUCUUUUGGAUCGACUCGUUGAGGACUUCGAUACCCUCUUUGAAGAUUUCAUCCCGGGCGGCACCUCAGUGGAAGGCACGCUGACCUGUGAUACAUCGAAGUCCCAUGCCAAUACUGGAUCAGUCGGUUCCAAUUCUUCCUCUUUCCGGAAGCGCUUUGGAUUUGGUAUGCACACAAAUGCCAAAAAUGAAGGGGAAAGUAAAGUCGCAGCGAUCCUACGGACAUUGAGCAAGAAACAGGCCGCGACCGGGUCAGAGCCGAACACACCCAAAGGCACUUUGAUUCGUUCAAAGUCGACUGAUGUGGACGCCCGCCUAGGAUUCUUUCGUCCUGCAUCCCGUGAUCGCCCUAUAUCUCGUGAUCGCCCUGCCUCUCGCGAUCGUCAGUACGGAUUCGCAUCCGAGGAGCAAAUAUCGAGGCCAGGCACUGGCUAUGAGCAGCCGCCUUCUUUGUCCUCUUUCAAAGGAUUCUCUGAAGAUGCCGUACCAAGGACUCGUAGAAAACGCAGAAGUUCCCUUUCUGAUUUACGGCCACCCACAUCAUCCUCGGAUGCAUCUAGUAUCUCUCCCACUCAGCAGCUUCGUCCCACGACUCCCUCUACCCGCCCUCGAGGAGAGGUGGUCACACCCACCAAGCAAUCCAGACCCCAUAGCAGUUACAUAUCAACAUCGCCUAUGCGUGGUCAAUCACCAACUCGUGGUAAAUCUCCAAUGCGUUCCAAGUCACCGGCAAAGUCUGGUUCUCCCACGCGGCUAGGGUCACCAAUCCGCCGUCUAUCCCCAUCCCGUCCUACUACACCGAGUAGAAAAGAGAACAUUGAUCCUAGGACCCCCACACAGAGCGUACGACCAAGUCUCGGGGAGAUGUAUCAGACCUGCCAUGCGAUGAACCAAGGAGGCGAUCUCACGCAUCAGGCAUUCCCCAACGAACCCCAGGCCUUCGAGAAAGGUCAGCCACCAAUGGUUCUGAUGCCAAGCGGCCGCAAUCUUCCUCUUCCUCGCAAAGACCACAGAGAACGCGAAUGCAAAUUACGUGAUCGUGUUCAACUGGAAAAGAAAACCCAAAAGUCCACCGAAUUGAGCCUGAAAGAUGAACUUUCGGCGAUUGGUAACGAAUUGCGCUCCUUGAAGCUCACACCACCAAGACAAUCCAACCCAAUGAAUCUCGAGUUUGACUUUGACCGCGCAGACACCAGCCCAACUUCUGCCAUCGCCGCAUCUCUUGAGACUCGCAUGCGCAAUCUUGAAGCGCGAUUUGAAACAUUCGCCGGGGAGUACAAUGGCCGCAUAUCCGCCCUUGAAAGAGACUUAGAGUCAUCCUUGGUUCUCAGCGACAAGCGUGUCAAGAAGUUGGACGAACUCUACCGCGAGGCUAGUGCCGAAAACGAAGCUCUCUAUGACCGAUUCAAUACGGAGCUUAGCAAGAUCGCGAAAGAUGUUCGAUCUGGACAUGCAGAAGACGCUUUGAAGUCUCAGCUCGCGAGUGCUCUAGACGAGAUUGGCCGGGUGAAGAAAGAAAACUUCCGCUUGAAGCGAGAAGUCGGAGGCCUCCGAGCCCAGUCAGCGGCCGUUGCACUGCUCAAAGCGAGCGACCAAUGA